UGCGACACCUUCCAAAAUAUCGGCGCCUGCUUCCGACGCGACGCCCGGCUCCGGAGGAUGGACGACGGCUCCGAGCUGUCGCCGAGCAUCGCGCUCAUCGUGCGGCGGCUGAGGGGAAGCCACCUGCACUCCCAGAUAGAGAGGAGAGCCAAAGAGUGUUUACAUCAGCCUGACAUCAAGUUGGAUUCCCUUAAAGAAGACGUACGCAGUUUUCUAAAAAAAACAGGCUGGGAAAGACAGCUGCAGAAUGCAGUGUACAGGGAGCUGCAUGUCCAGCUGCCCCCGAGUCAUCCCGCCGCUCCUCCAGAGCACCUCAAAGAGCCGCUGGCCUACAUGCGCAAGGCUCAGGCCAGCUGGGAGAAGCGUGUCCUCAAAAGCCUGAACAGCAUGAGCACCGAGCUCGGAGUGCCUCUCGCUCGCAUGAGGCCCGCAGCGGAGCAGAAGGAGCUCGCCAACAAAUGGAACGAGAUGGGCGCGGAUGAACCAGAUCUCACUAGCUUUCGGCCUGUGUAUGCCCCCAAAGACUUCCUGGAGGUGUUAAUCGGCCUGCGGAAUCCGAAUCAUGACGUCAGCGAGGACGUCGGCGUCAGGAGCCACUGGGGUCUCGUCCAGGUCCCCCUGAGUGUCCGGGACAUCCCUCAGCUGAGGCUGGCCUUCUCGGAGCUGAGCCUGGCCAAUGGGCAGUUGGGGAUUGAUGACCAUGCUCACAUCAAUCCCGACAUGUUUGAAAACGAGUACGUUCAAAUCGGGAAAAAAGUGGUUGUUGAGCAGGACAGUGCAGCAGCGCAGCAGUACAGCAGGCAGGGCUGUUCUACUGGGCUCCGUGCAGACCUGUGGGCCCUCAUCCUGAACUCUAAUAACCAGCCACAGGACGUGAUGCAUUACGAGCAGCUCACGGCUGGAGUCAUACAACACGACCUGCUGGUGGACAACCUCAUCUACAAGGACGUGAAGCUCACUGCCAGUAACGACGACUACUACUUUGUGUUUGAAGAUUUCCUCUAUCAGGUGUUGCUGUGUUUCUCUCGAGACACCGCCGUCUUGGAGAACUUCAAAUACAACAGUGCCACUCCGCCCAGAUCCUUCAUCCAGGGGAAGGGAGGCGAAGAGGAGUGUGCUGUCGUUUACCCUCCCAACGGUGUCAUCCCUUUUCACGGGUUUUCAAUGUAUGUGGCACCUUUGUGUUUCUUGUACAACGAGCCCUCCAAGCUGUACAGUGUAUUCAGGGAAAUGUACAUCCGCUACUUCUUUAGAUUACACUCCAUCUCCUCCUCGCCCUCGGGCAUCGUGUCUCUGUGCCUGCAGUUUGAGCGGCUGCUCCAGACACACCUGCCUCAGCUCUUCUACCACCUGAGACAAAUCGGGGCGCAGCCGUUGCGUAUCGCCUUCAAGUGGAUGGUUCGGGCCUUUUCUGGCUAUCUGUCCACUGACCAGCUGCUUCUGCUGUGGGACCGGAUCCUGGGAUACGAUUCACUGGAAGUAGUGGCGGUCCUCGCGGCCGCUGUGUUCGCCUUCCGCGCCGAGAACCUGAUGGAAGUGACGUCCCUGGGUUCAGCUGAGGCUGUCCUCGCCGACCUUUCGACUCUGAAGGUCAUGCCGAUCAUCCAGGUCUUCCUGUUCGCCACCGCCAUCUGAGGAGCGCGGAGACUCCGGGACGGGAGCCCAUAAUGCCGCUUUGCGCCGCCACGACCGCAAAGACGCAACGCCGGCAACCCUCCGUCGAGAAACCCCCCCCGAGUGCGGCAGAUCCUGCGUCUCUCGCACGAGCUCAAGCAUCAAAGCCAAACCCCUCUUUAGCAUGGAUGUACCCUGAAUAGCGGAUCCCCGCUAUCAUACGCUAUCAGAUAUUAUACAGGUGUGCAAGUGAAGCCCGCCAAGCUAACCUCCUUAAGCACGGAGCGGCAGCCGUAUCGCGAGAGGAGAGCAACGGUCACGCCGCCGAGCUCGGCUAACGAAGUGCUAAUUAGCUCCUGCAAUUUACUCUGCUGCUUCUCACGCUGUUAGAGGACGCCGUCGCUGAUGAAUGAGGAGAUGGGAAGCAUUGAGCGCGUUGAGAGGAACAAACGAGUCAAAUGUAACUUAUUUAAAUAUAUAUGUCAGAAGCUGAGGUGUACACACAUAGUUUAUUGUAUUUAUGAAGAAAUUGCAUAUUCCUGCUGACGGGAUUUUAGCAACUUUAUUGCCAGUGUUUAUGACUUCUUCAUUCAACAUCCUGCGUUUUAUUCCUGAAUGUAUCCAGCUAUAUCCAGUGUAUUUCACCUUUCAUUUUCAAUGCGAUCAAAUGAUUUUUCUAUAUUAUUAACGGUAUUCUUUGUCAGCCAAUGUCUUUUUUUGUCAAUGAAAUAAAAUAGUUUGCCUCCA
This is a messenger RNA of Pseudoliparis swirei, 2361 nucleotides long. RefSeq names its product TBC1 domain family, member 19 (gene tbc1d19). The transcript is spliced from 21 exons. The coding region runs from base 58 to 1635 and encodes 525 amino acids. The record is from RefSeq and is a predicted model, not a curated record. Lineage: Eukaryota; Metazoa; Chordata; Actinopteri; Perciformes; Liparidae.